Molecule: messenger RNA, 947 nt
Organism: Lindgomyces ingoldianus
Lineage: Eukaryota; Fungi; Ascomycota; Dothideomycetes; Pleosporales; Lindgomycetaceae
Product: 40S ribosomal protein S5
Exons: 3
Coding region: 94-735 (213 amino acids)
Biological process (GO): ribosomal small subunit assembly; translation
Cellular component (GO): cytosolic small ribosomal subunit; ribosome
Molecular function (GO): mRNA binding; rRNA binding; structural constituent of ribosome
Source: RefSeq, a predicted model, not a curated record
UCACGAUUAACUCCAGCGACCACACGACGACACCCCACCCCCGACUCACUGCUCCUCCUCCGAAUACAGUCGUCUCUCGGAAAAGUCGCAACCAUGUCUGACGGCGAAGUUGAAGUGGAGAGCCCCUCCGGCUACGCGGUGCUCCCCAAGGAUGUUUCAGAGGAGAUUGGCAGCAUCAAGCUGUUCAACAAGUGGAGCUAUGAGGAUGUGGAAAUCAGGGAUAUCUCUCUCACCGACUACAUCCAAAUCAGAUCCCCAGUCUACAUCUCACACUCUGCUGGCCGCUAUGCGGUAAAGCGGUUCAGGAAAGCUCAGUGCCCCAUCAUUGAGCGUCUCACCAACUCGCUCAUGAUGAACGGUCGUAACAACGGCAAGAAGCUCAUGGCUGUGCGCAUUGUUGCCCACUCUUUCGAGAUCAUCCACAUCAUGACGGACCAAAACCCCAUCCAAGUCGCCGUCGACGCCAUCGUCAACUGCGGACCUCGUGAAGACAGCACACGUAUUGGAUCUGCUGGUACCGUCCGUCGUCAAGCCGUCGAUGUCUCCCCUCUCCGCCGCGUCAACCAAGCCAUCGCCCUACUCACCAUCGGCGCCCGCGAGGCCUCCUUCCGAAAUGUUAAGAGCAUCGCUGAGUGCCUAGCCGAAGAGCUCAUCAACGCUGCUAAGGGAAGCAGCAACUCGUACGCUAUCAAGAAGAAGGACGAGCUGGAGCGUGUAGCAAAGAGCAAUCGGUAGAGUGGUGCUGGAGUGGUGAUAGGUGGAUUUGGUGGAGAUGAGAGAUGCGAAGGCGAUGGCGCUAGCGACAUGCUAUCAUGUGCGUGCAAUAUGCAGGCGUGGAGUUCAUGUGGCGAGUCUUUCCGGACGCAUGGGGGACCCGGACGUGUAAGGUCCUCUAGGCGAAUAACCACCUCUUUCAUGGUUACAUGACAAUAAAAUGGACACAUUUG